AUGUUAACUGCUAAGUCACAGUCUGAUUUGGUUGCGUUCGACUGUUUUGAUUUUGGCAAACUCUCAAGGGUUAUCUACCUAAGCGGAUUUUUGCCCUUGUGGAAAGCUGUCGAAGAAACACGGGCUCGUACUCAUGGUCAUGUCUUUACGGCCUAUAUGAAUCAAUCUGAGGACCGCUGUGAGGAAUUUUAUCAAUACUCUUGUGGUGGCUGGCAGAAUGAACAUCGCUAUCUGGAAGGCAAAUACCGUGUUUCUGUCUUAUCCAAUCUUACCCAUAACCACUACAUGCAACUCAAAUCUAUCUUAGAAAUCGAAGAAGAUGAGAACGACGCUGACUAUAUUAAAAAGUUAAAAAGACUUUAUACUACCUGCAGUGACACAAAAACCCUCGACGAACAGGGAGGUGAACCUAUGGUAGACAUGAUUAGUCGUUGGAAUUGGCCGAUAUCGUCGGGCAAGAACUGGUCUAAACUCUCUUUUAACUGGCGUUACAAUCUCAUUGAUUUCCGUGGUCUGGGAUAUAGCCACGAUAUUCUGUUCAAUUUGUCUGUUACGGAAAACCCCCUAAACACUUCGGCUUACAUCAUAAAGCUGGAUCGCCCAUCGUUUGCAUUAAAUUAUUCCAAUAUUCGUAGCUAUUUGACACCCGGCACUUCUGAGUACUACAAAGACCCUCGCUCAUCCUACCGAUUAUUCAUCGAUAGAGUAAUUGGCUAUUGUGAACAAGAGUAUAAAGCCACUUACCCAACUCACACGUGGAAUUUUGACAAUUCUGAAGUGAGAAACGAUUUGAGAGAUAUGAUCAAUUUUGAAAUCGAGCUUGCCAAUGUCAGCUGGCCUUCUUGGAUCAAUUCGAUACUCAACCCGAUUCAAGUCGAUGAAAAUGAACCCUUUAUUAUUAAUAAUUUAGAAUUCCUGAAAGAGGUUAUAAAUUUGACCGAGAAGACGGACGCAAGAACGGUGGCAAACUAUAUGAUAUGGAGAGUUAUUCAUCAAUCAUUGCCGUUAUUGACGUGUCAUGCAAGAAUCCUCGAUUAUAAAAAAAAUUCUCUGAUGUGGUGGGAACCCCCUUUUCAGCAUAACUGUUACAAGGCUAACCAAGAUCGCUGGAAAUUUUGCGUUUCUCUCCUUAGUCGUACCAUGAGAAUGGCCGUCAGAUCCUAUUACAUGCAACAUUAUCUUGCAGAAGAAAGCAGGAAAGCGGUACUGAAUAUGACGGAAUACAUUCGAGCAGGAUUCAUAAAUGUGCUAUCAAAUUCUACUUGGAUGGAUGCACAUACUAAGAGAAAAGCAAUAGAAAAGGUCCGAGAUGUACGUUUCCAUAUUGCCUAUAGGAGAGAACUUUUGAACGAAUCUUACAUCAAUGGCUUAUAUAAAAAGUUCUUCUUCCAGUUAAAUUUUCAGAAGACAGACAAUCAUUUGACUAAUGUACUGAAAAUUCGCAAGUGGUUAACUGAUAAAAGCUUAUCUCUGCUUCGAAGUCCUAAGAAAACAGAUAACUUCGUAAAUUUCGGAGCCCUAGGUUCCCUGAUUGCCCGUAAGCUUGCACGUGCAUUCGUUGGAAAAGGUCGCAGGUUUGAUAGAAAGGGUAAUUAUGUAAAAUGGUGGAACAGACAUGCUAGCAGAAAAUAUAGAGAAAAGUCUGGGUGUAUCAUAGAACGAUACAAGAACUACGCAAUGAAAGCUGGUGCAUUCACACCUAAGAUUAAACCUAAACUUUUAGUUGACGGUACUGCUGAUACUAUAGGUCUGAAAGCAGCUUAUUGG
Messenger RNA from Stegodyphus dumicola, 1767 nucleotides. RefSeq names its product neprilysin-2-like. Gene Ontology annotation, biological process: protein processing. Gene Ontology annotation, cellular component: plasma membrane. NCBI's taxonomy places the organism in Eukaryota, Metazoa, Arthropoda, Arachnida, Araneae, Eresidae. The record is from RefSeq and is a predicted model, not a curated record. Gene Ontology annotation, molecular function: metalloendopeptidase activity.